Messenger RNA from Anarrhichthys ocellatus (wolf-eel), 11524 nucleotides. It is a transcript of the gene sptbn2, whose product is annotated as spectrin, beta, non-erythrocytic 2. NCBI's taxonomy places the organism in Eukaryota, Metazoa, Chordata, Actinopteri, Perciformes, Anarhichadidae. Bases 743 to 7822 code for a protein of 2359 amino acids. The transcript is spliced from 39 exons. The record is from RefSeq and is a predicted model, not a curated record. Gene Ontology annotation, cellular component: spectrin. Gene Ontology annotation, molecular function: structural constituent of cytoskeleton; phospholipid binding; actin binding.
GCUGCUCCCUGGCAUUAAGGUGGAGUUGUGUAAUCUGCCUCGAGCUACACUGAGCAUAGAACUCUUAAUGGUUUAGUCCACCUCUACACCUCCUCCCUCCCCUCAUCUUUCCACGGUAUUCUUCCUUCGCGCUCCUCCCUCAAACACACCUUAUGCAAAUGACACCAUUUUCAGACGGCACAGCAGGCUUUUGUUUACACAGCGAUCCGACCGCAGCUGGUUGCUGCUCUGCUCCGCUCCAGCAAAUGUGUGUUCAGAGUUUGGAGGGAAGGAAUAGCCAGCCUUGAACAUCAAGGGAGCGCAACCAACAGUUUUCACUCUGCUCAGAGGCCACAAAGUGUGGCGCAAUUCUUCACAAGAGAGGAGGUGAAACGAGAGAACAUUUUGUACUUCAGCUUUGUUUGAAAUGACUUUUUGAAAAAACCCUCCACCGUUGCACUGCUGUAUUUUCAUUGGACAAGGUGGGACAUACAGUAGAAGAGGUGAAGAACAGGCGGCAACAUUUUCAAGCUUGCGUUGUGCCUUUCUGAGGCACAGCACUGAGGGGGAUCUAGAAGAAGAGGAGGACAAAUCGAGGUGUUUUUUUUGGAUAUACACAACUUUUAUCUUCUGGAAAGCUCUCUGAAGGAUUUGACACAUUUGUUGUGGGAAAGGUUGCCUCUCGUGUGCUAUGCGGGAAAACUCCCAUUCACUCUGUAUCUGAGAGGAAUAUUAGGUGAGAGAUUCAGAAAAACACAAGGCCAUGGACCUGGACCGCAGGGACAGAGAGCCCUGCUUGUCCCCAGCAGCGUUCGUUAAUCAGGUGCAAUACUCUAACAUCCUGGAAGGAAGGUUCAAACAGCUGCAAGAUGAGCGUGAAGCAGUACAGAAGAAGACCUUUACCAAAUGGGUAAACUCUCACUUAGGCCGUGUGACUUCUCGCAUUGGUGACUUGUACACGGACCUGCGCGAUGGCCGCAUGCUAAUCCGCCUUCUGGAGGUGCUCUCGGGAGAACAGCUGCCAAAACCCACUAAGGGCCGCAUGCGUAUCCACUGCCUGGAGAAUGUUGAUAAAGCCCUGCAGUUUCUCAAGGAGCAAAAAGUCCAUCUAGAAAACAUGGGUUCACACGACAUUGUAGAUGGGAAUCACCGUCUCACCCUGGGUCUCAUCUGGACCAUCAUCCUUCGCUUCCAGAUCCAGGACAUUAGUGUGGAGACUGGGGACAACAAGGAGAAGAAAUCCGCUAAAGAGGCCCUGCUGCUUUGGUGCCAAAUGAAAACUGCUGGAUACCCCAAUGUCAACAUCCACAACUUCACCACCAGCUGGAGGGAUGGCCUGGCGUUCAGUGCCAUCGUGCACAAACACAGACCCGACGUGAUUGAGUUUGACAACCUGAAGAGGUCCAAUGCUCACUACAAUCUUCAGAAUGCUUUCAAUGUGGCUGAGAAGGAUCUUGGGCUCACCAAGCUGCUGGACCCAGAAGAUGUUAAUGUUGAUCAACCCGAUGAAAAGUCCAUCAUAACCUAUGUGGCAACCUAUUACCAUUACUUCUCGAAGAUGAAAGCUCUGGCAGUGGAGGGCAAGCGAAUUGGCAAGGUACUGGACUAUGCUAUCGAGGCUGACCAACUGAUAGAGAAGUACGAGACCCUUGCCUCGGAGCUGCUGCAGUGGAUUGAGCAGACCAUAGGGACGCUCAAUGAUCGGCAGCUAGCUAACUCACUGAGUGCUGUGCAAAACCAGCUGCAGGCUUUUAACUCCUACCGGACUGUGGAGAAACCCCCCAAAUUUACAGAGAAAGGAAACUUGGAAGUUCUCCUCUUCACUAUCCAGAGCAAGAUGAGAGCAAACAAUCAGAAAGUCUACAUGCCAAGAGAGGGCAAACUCAUCUCUGACAUCAAUAAGGCAUGGGAGCGACUGGAAAAGGCAGAGCAUGAACGGGAGCUGGCACUGAGAAACGAGUUGAUUCGCCAGGAGAAGCUGGAGAUGCUCGCUGCACGUUUUGACCGCAAAGCAGCUAUGAGGGAAACGUGGCUGAGUGAGAACCAGAGGCUGGUGUCUCAGGACAACUUUGGAACUGACUUGGGAGCUGUGGAAGCUGCCACCCGCAAACACGAAGCGAUUGAGACAGACAUUGGGGCAUAUUGGGAGCGAGUGGCCGCUGUGGAGGCCGUUGCCAAAGAGCUGGAAGCAGAGAGGUACCAUGAUGUGCGGCGUGUUACUGCGCGGAGGGAUAAUGUGCAUCGACUCUGGGAAUACCUGAAAGAGCUUCUGGCUGCACGCAGAGAGCGGCUGCACGCCCAUCGUGACCUCCAGAGACUGUUUGAGGAGAUGCGCUACAUCAUGGACUGGAUGGCAGACAUGAAGGGUCGUCUGCAGUCUCAGGACAGUGGCAAACAUUUGCAUGAUGUGUUGGACCUACUGCAGAAACACACUCUGGUAGAGGCUGACAUUUCAGCUCAGGCAGAGAGGAUCAAGGCAGUUCAGGGAACGGCACAGCGCUUCACUUCCUAUGAACAGACCUACAAACCGUGUGAGCCGGGACUAGUGAGUGAGAAGGUUGACCUCCUCGGGCAAGCCUAUGAGGAGCUUGGUCAGCUUGCUGGGAAACGCAGAGUGCGCCUGGAGGAGUCACGCCGCCUGUGGCAGUUUCUGUGGGAUGUGGGAGAAGAGGCAGCCUGGAUCAGAGAGCAGGAGCAGAUCCUGGCCAGUGGAGACUGUGGCCGUGACCUCACUUCUGCCCUUCACCUGCUCAGCAAACAUGAGGCCUUCAGGGACGAGAUGGCAGCCCGUUACGGCCCCCUGAGUAACAGCAUCGCUGCCGGAGAGGCUUUAGUUGAGGAGGGACACUUUGGAGCCCCAGAGGUCACCGAGAGGAUUCAAGACAUCCGUGCACAGUGGACACAUCUGGAGGAGACAACUAAGCUCAGAGAGCAGAGCCUCAAGGAAGCUGUAGCCCUGCACCAGUUUCAAACAGAUGCCGAUGACAUGGAGGUAUGGAUCAUGGAGACACUUAGACAGGUGUCAAGUCAGGAGGUGGGCCAUGAUGAGUUCUCCACCCAAACUCUCGCUCGCAAGCAGAGGGAGGUAGAGGAGGAGAUCCAAAGUCACCGCCCCGGCAUCGACUCCCUGCACGAGCAGGUCCAAGCACUGCCAGAGGCCUAUGUACAUUUCCCUCAGGUGGAUGGUCGCCUACCUGCUAUUGAGCAGAGUUAUGAAGAACUGGAGUCUCUGUCAGCAGCUCGGCGCCAGGCUCUGGAAGGUGCCCUGGCCCUCUACCGCAUGUUCAGUGAAGCUGGUGCCUGCCAGCUCUGGGUGGAGGAAAAGGAGCAGUGGUUAGAUGGCAUGGAGAUCCCUACCAGACUGGAGGACUUGGAGGUGGUGCAACAGAGAUUUGAGACACUGGAACCUGAGAUGAACAACCUAGGCACUCGUGUCACUGAUGUGAACCAGGUGGCCGAGCAGCUACUGAGCUCCGAAAACUGUAACAAAGACCAAAUCCAUCAGACACGAGACCAACUGCACAACAGAUGGAAGGAGUUCGAACAACUGGCUGGCCAAAAGAAAGUGGCCCUAGAAUCGGCCCUUAACAUCCAGAACUACCACUUGGAGUGUAAUGAGAUCCAAUCUUGGAUGAAGGAAAAAACCAAAGUGAUUGAAUCCACCCAGAGCCUGGGCAAUGACCUGGCUGGAGUGAUGGCGCUGCAACGCAAACUCACUGGCAUGGAGAGGGACCUGGAGGCCAUUCAGGGCAAACUGGAUGACCUGAGCAACGAGGCUGAAAAACUGGCCUUGGAACAUCCAGAUCAGGCAGGAGAGAUCCAAGGACACCUGGCAGAGAUUCAAGAGGUGUGGGAGGAGUUGAACGCCACCAUGAAGCGGCGCGAGGAGUCAUUGGGCGAAGCCAGCAAGCUGCAGGGCUUCCUCAGGGAUCUGGAUGACUUUCAGUCCUGGCUGUCCCGCACCCAGACAGCCGUGGCCUCGGAGGACAUUCCAACCUCUCUGCCUGAGGCUGAGAGUUUGCUAGCCCAGCAUGAGAGUAUUAAGAAUGAGGUGGACAACUAUAAGGAGGACUACGAGAAGAUGCGAGCUGUCGGCGAUGAGGUGACCCAAGGUCAGACAGAUGCCCAGCACAUGUUCCUGGCCCAGAGACUCCAGGCACUGGACACUGGCUGGCAUGAGUUGCGUCGCAUGUGGGAGAACCGCCACAGUCUCUUGGCCCAGGCCUUUGACUUCCAGACUUUCUUGAGAGACGCAAAGCAGGCAGAGGCUUUCCUCAACAGCCAGGAGUAUGUGCUGUCCCACACAGAAAUGCCCACCAGCCUUCAAGGAGCAGAGGAGGCCAUUAAGAAGCAUGAGGAUUUCCUCACCACCACAGAGGCCAGUGAGGAGAAGAUAACUGGUGUGGUGGAGGCUGGACGGCGCCUCAUUAACGACAGUAAUGCAAACUCUGAUAAGAUCCAGGAAAAAGUCGAUUCCAUCCAGGAAAGGCAUCUGAAGAAUAAGGAGGCUGCAAAUGAAUUGCUGGCUAAGCUUAAGGACAACCGGGAACUUCAGCACUUCCUCCAAGAUGGACAGGAGCUCACAUUGUGGAUAAAUGAGAAGAUGCUGACGGCACAGGACAUGUCUUAUGAUGAGGCCAGAAAUCUUCACAGCAAGUGGCAGAAGCAUCAGGCCUUCAUGGCAGAGCUGGCCUCCAACAAAGACUGGCUGGACAAAAUUGAUAAGGAGGGUCAGGCACUGGUGGCCGAGAAGCCGGAGCUAAAGCCUGUUGUUCAGCAGACCCUGGAUGACCUACAGCGUCAGUGGGAGGAGCUGGAGGGCACCACCCAAACCAAGGCCCGGUGCUUGUUCGAUGCUAACCGGGCAGAGCUCUUUACACAGAGCUGCUCUGCUCUGGAUGUGUGGCUGAAAAACCUGGAGGGUCAGCUGCAUAACGACGACUAUGGCAAGGAUUUGACCAGUGUCAACAUCCUGCUCCAGAAGCACCAGAUGCUGGAGCACCAGAUGGAUGUCAGAGAGAAGGAGGUGCAGUCCCUUCAGUCUCAGGCUCAGGCUCUGUCCCAGGAAGACGCUGGAAUUGCUGAGGUAGAUGGUCAGCAAAGGCGUGUCACUGACAACUUCUCCAACCUUCAGGAUCCUCUCCAACUGAGGAGACAGCGACUACUCGCCUCCAAAGAAGCACAUCAAUUCAACAGAGAUCUGGAGGAUGAAAUUCUUUGGGUGAAAGAGAGGAUGCCCCUGGCAGACUCCACAGACCAUGGAAAGGACCUGCCCACCGUACAGCUGCUAAUCAAGAAGAACCAGACAUUGCAGAAGGAGAUCCAGGGCCACCAGCCUCGCAUCGAUGACAUCCAUAGACGAGGCCAGACUCAGAGCCAGGUAGAUGGUGAGAGGCAGUCUGUCCUAGAGGAGCGCCUUGUUGAGCUGCGGGACCUCUGGGACCAGCUGAUAGCCGAGACAGACAAGCGCCAUGCCCGUCUAAUAGAGGCAAAUCGCGCCCAGCAGUUCUAUGCUGAUGCAGCGGAGGCAGAGGCCUGGAUGGGAGAACAAGAGCUACACAUGAUGUCAGAGGAAAAAGCCAAGGAUGAGCAAAGCGCACUAGUGAUGGUCAAGAAGCACCAGACCCUGGAACAGGCACUUGAAGACUACGCCCAAACCAUUCACCAACUAGCCAACAGCAGCCGCACCAUGGUCAACGGCGAACACCCAGAGAGCGAGAGAAUCACCUUACGGCAAUCCCAAGUUGACAAACUGUAUGCAGGGUUGAAAGACCUCGCUGAGGAGCGUCGUGGGCGACUUCAAGAGAGACUGCGACUGACCCAGCUGAAGCGGGAGGUGGAUGACCUGGAACAGUGGAUUGCUGAGAGGGAAGUGGUUGCUGGCUCCCAUGAACUAGGACAGGACUAUGAACAUGUCACAAUGCUGAGGGACAAGUUCCGGGAGUUUGCUCGUGACACCAGCAACAUUGGCCAAGAGCGUGUAGAUGGUGUAAACGGGCUGGCGGAUGACCUGAUUGAGUCGGGUCAUCCUGAGAACGCUAGUGUGGCUGAGUGGAAAGACGGGUUAAACGAGGCUUGGGCUGAUCUGCUGGAGCUGAUCGACACACGCACACAAAUGUUAGCAGCCUCCUAUGAGUUGCACCGCUUCCAUCAGGAUGCCAUGGAGGUGCUUGGACGUAUGAAGGAGAAGAGGGAAGGGCUGCCUUCUGACCUUGGCCGUGAUCUGAACACCGUUCAGCAUCUACACAGACAGCACAACACUUUCGAAAAUGACAUCCAGGCCCUCAGUGGACAGGUGAACCAGGUGCAAGAUGAUGCAGCACGGCUGCAGAAGGCUUAUGCUGGGGAGAAGGCAGAUGACAUCAACAGGAGUGAACAUGCUGUGACUUCUGCCUGGGAAGGCCUGCUUGAGGCCGGUCAGGCCCGCAGGCUCCUCCUGCUGGACACUGUGGAGAAGUUCCGUUUCUUCAACAUGGUGCGAGACCUGAUGCUCUGGAUGGACGGUGUCAAUCUGCAGAUAGACGCACACGACAGCCCCAGGGAUGUGUCUUCUGCAGGGCUGGUCAUUGCCAAUCAUCAGGACAUCAAGUCAGAGAUUGAGACCAGGGCAGACAGCUUUACUGCCUGUAUUGAGAUGGGACAUUCUCUUAUCAACAAUAAUCACUAUGCAACUGAUGAGGUCCGGGAGAAACUGGCUCAACUCCAGCAAAAGAGAGAGAAGAUCAACAAAAAGUGGCAAGACAAGAUGGACCAUUUACAAAUAGUGCUGGAGGUGUUGCAGUUCGGACGCGAUGCCUGUGUGGCAGAGUCCUGGUUGGCAGGGCAAGAACCUCUGGUGCGAGCAGCAGAGCUGGGCUCAAAUGUGGAUGAGGUAGAGAGCCUAAUUAAGCGCCAUGAGGCCUUUGAGAAACUUGCUACAGCCUGGGAAGACCGCUUUGUGCUGCUGGAGAAACUUACUACGCUUGAGGAGCAUGAGCUCCAGAAGCGGCUAGAGGAAGAAGAGAGAGCAAGGCGACCCCCUACACCACCCCCAGCAGAAGUGGCACAAUCUGAAACAGAAAGUCAAGUACACGAUUCUCAAGCCAGAACCAGUCUGGACCAGACUACACUCAAUCAGUCUGUGUCGGUGAAUGGAGUUCACAGCGACAAUGACACAUCGCAGCAGUCAAAAUCGCUACCGUUGUCAGUGGGAAAGAAAUCAGAGCCUAAACGUGUGUGUAAGCCAAAGCAGCCGGAGCGUGGCUCCGAGUCCGAGUCGGUGAACGGACCAGGCAGGGACAGCGGGCUGGCAUCCUCUCGCCUUGAGCCUUCUGCCACGUUACCGAGCAAAGGUGGAGCAGAGCCCGAUGCCAUGGAGGGGAUGCUCUGUCGAAAGCAGGAGAUGGAGUCCCACAGCAAAAAGGCAGCUACCAGGUCCUGGCAGAACGUGUACUGUGCCCUCAGAAAAGGAAGUCUCGGUUUCUAUAAAGACGGCAAGAGCGCUAGCAAUGGCAUUCCAUACCACGGAGAGGUACCCAUCAGCCUGGGAGAGGCUGUGUGUGAGGUAGCACACGGCUAUAAGAAGAGGAGAUUUGUAUUCAAGCUCAGGCUAGGGGAUGGGAAAGAGUACCUGUUUCAGGCGAAGGAUGAGGCUGAGAUGAGCUCCUGGAUCGGUUCCAUCGUCAGCGCCAUUCCAACAGGCUCAGCAGACUCGCCCGUAGCUCCACGGGCGCUCAGCCGCGCCAUGACGAUGCCUCCCAUCUCCCCCGGCUCAGGUGAAGCCGGAGGCGUUACCAUGCGCAACAAAGACGGCAAAGAGAAGGACCGCGAGAAGAGGUUCAGCUUCUUUGGCAAGAAAAAAUAGAACACUUGUGUUAUCGCUGGAAACUACAUUUGUCUAAAUUUCAACAAACUGAAGCGGUCAGAAAGCAAAAGUACAAAGAGGUAACACAAACACACUGCUCUCAGUGCAGACCCCGAGGAAUCUGUCGACGGCUACUAUCGUAUGUGGCUUACAGAGAACUUUGUUUCUUUUCUUUCGCUCUUAUUCUCUCCCUCGCCGGUUUCUAUCCGUCAUUUACUUUUUCGUUCAACCAAUUCAUAUUUCACAUUUAGCUGCACCCAGCAACGAAAGCCUUCAUCCAAAUUCAAGCAAUUUCAGCCAACCAGCGGAGCUUAUUGGUCUUAAGUCAGUGACGGCUGUGGUUGGCAUUAGUAGGGAUUCGGGACCAGUUCAGUUUCAAUCCACCAAAAACGGCCCUCCUUCAGAAUGAAUAUUUUCUCUUCAGUGAGUCUUGACUGGGUCGUGGUGGAAACUUUUCAUCAAUGGCCGUUUUGUUCUGCAAGGAAUACAAAGGCCUAAGUAAGUACGAGUCUUGACUAGCUGAGCCGUUUUGAUGCCGUGUCACUAAUAAAACAAUGGAUGGUGGCUUUACACUGGGGUGCACUCUGGUUUUAUUUCCCCGCUUUAAAGCGCUCUCUCUUUGUGGGAGGAUUACAUCACUCUCUUUUUCUGUACUUUGUAUUGAUGUUAUUAACCUGACCGAUUUAUUAUUGCUAUUAUUAUUAUUAUUAUUAUUAUUAUUAUUAUUAUUUAUCUUUUGCUAUUGCUGGUUUGAGAAAACAAGCUAAUUAAUUUGCUAUUAGAUAUUCAUGAUUAAUGUUUUUGGUUAAAUUAGUGGAGAAUGUUGGGCUUGCCCUUGUAUGUAAUAUUUUGUUUUGUUUUCUAGGAAUGACAGUUGAUGAGGUGUUUUUGAGAAAAAAAAUAAAGCUCAUAAAAUUUUAGAAGUGUGCAGUAAGUGAUCACAAGUUUCAUUGGGAAAAUAAUAUAUAUAUAUUUAAUAAGUGGUUAUAUUUUUUAUUUUGUCUCUAAUUUUGCCUGUAUUUGAUCAUUUCUUUUGAGUGGUCUUUUCUGCUUGAUUUUCAACUUUUUUCUGUACAAAGCAGAGAAGAUUAGUUUUCUAGUGUGUGCGUGCGUGGGUGUGAGUUGUGGUGCUGUGGACUUUGCACGUUUAAGUUAUUCCUGAUCAAACGUGGCUGCUUUCCGGUACGCAAACGCAGACAAAAACCAGACACAAACACAAAAUAAUAUUACUGGAAUGAUUUCAUAAUAUUAGCUUUUCUUUGCUUCUGGUUUUUAUUAUAUGUGAGCUGACAUUACCCAACGGAGUUCCACAAGACGGUUUAAUUAUUUUUGUUUUAGUCUUCUAAUAUCUAUAUCUGUUCUCUCUCUAUCUACUGGUGUGACGGCAUGGGGGGGCUGUUUGUAGAUAAGAAGCUGAAGCACAUUCUCUGUGGCAGACCGCGGGGAUGCAAGCAGGUCAGAUGGACAGCUGGACAGGUCUCAUUGAGUGAAGUGAGGGCUGCGGAAGUGAAGAAUGCGGCUUAUGUGCUACAUGACAGACGGGUGUAUUGAGCCUUACUUGAACCCAUUACGGAUACACUGAACCCCCUUUUUACAAACCCUAACCCUCCAUUCGAACAGUCUUUAAGGAAGCUUUCGUAGUACGAAGACGGGAAUGUUAAAAAUAUGUGCCCUGUGGCAAUGAUCUAAUGUAUGUCAGUGGGUUACGUAUGCAGGUACAACAUGAAUUAUAGUAACCACGGAAAGCUCUGCUCACUAACUGGCAGAGAGGGAAGAGUCCUAAAUUGUCUCCAAGACGAGCUUUGUGCUCUUGCAUAUGUGGCAUGACUUCAUGUAGGUUCAUACUUGUAUGUGUGUCAUCGUUGCCAUCUAUUCUCUUCUGUGUUGAUGUACUCUGAAAACAUGAGAUCACUUCAUAUUCAGGGCUGGAGAGCAACUAAUUCUGUGUAAUUGGCAUUUACAGUAAUCUGAAACAAGAUCAUGGCAAUCCAAUAUGUUUAAUGUACAAAAUAUGAUAGGUGUUUUAUUUAGUCUGCUUAAAUAUGGUACAUGUUUCAAACGAUGAAAGCAUUUACAGUUUUUGUGAGACUGUAGGCAGUAGUGACAUUUUAUACAAAUUGAUUGUUAACUGUUAUAGUCAAUCACUUAAAUCCAAGUUUUAAUUGAUCUUUCUAACUGCCAAAAUGCCACAAGAAGUUACAGGACGACAAUUACAUGAAUUUUAAGAGUUUUAUGAAUUAUUUCAAGUAUAGGUUUCAAGUAAUCAAUUAUUUUGUAAUUUAUUUCACCUUGAAAUUAACUCUUUAAAGCUGGUAUUUGCCUGGAUGUGUAUAGCAUAUCUUGGAGGGCUUGAAGUCCACUGGAAUGUCACACCAAACUGUUGUGACAUCACAAACAGCUGGAAAUAAACUGGUUGCAGUUUAAACAGGUCGGCCUUAUCUCGUAGUCCCAAAUGAAUGUGGAACCAGUGAUCUAUUGCUCAAAGACCCCCGAAGCCAGAGAUGUGAAAUCUGUGAACAUCCACUUUGAGACUAUUGAACGGCUGACAGCACCCUGGUCCAAACUUUCUCAAACUGACUGCCUUUGUCUCUGUCAGUGGGGUUUUGUAUCUCGGGUGGGCGACCCAGCUCCCAGAUUGAGUAUCCUUAAACAAAGCUAUACCAUCAUGGGAACCAAGUCAAUGAGGUCAUUGCAUACACAAGUGAGCCAAUGCAGUUAGCGUACAUUGUGCACAAUUUUUCGAAUGGAAGAGUCAUUCUUCCCCAGUGGAUGAGCUGUUUCUAGUGAUCAUUGCUACCUUUUCUCUGCUCCGGACAUCAGACAACAGCGUUCAGUUGAUGUCCGAGUCUCUAUGUCUAAAGGUCACACAGUGUAUUUUCUUAUCGGCUCAUUUGAAUGUGAAUGAUUCAAAUUAGUUUGGCCAAAUUGGUCACGAGAAGCAAAAAUAUUUCACAUACUUGACAUACUGUACACAAAACUUUCUCUUUCGCACACACAUUAAUACUGUAUAACGAAUGCAGAAUGACCCUGGCAAUCCAGUUUUGUGGAUGUGUCCUCAGCUGGCUGUGAUUCGAUGUUGCAUACGGCAUCCUUUUUAAAAUAGCAUCGUGCCACUGGUGAGCUUUGACCAGAACGUGGGACGUAAUGUAUUAUUGAUGUCAAAGAGACAUGUUUUUGGUAAUGAGAUUACUUGUAACAAUGGAGUACUUGAUGAAGAGAAAAAAACACAACUUUUACUUGUAUUAGAUAUGGGUGAAAUCAGACUGGUGACAAUUUGAGCUUCCUUUUUUUUUAGAAAAAGGCAGGACACUUGCUGUCUAGUGGGAGCUUGUAUUUUUUCCUCCAGUGGUCUGUCUUGCAGCAUUUGAUAAGCCUGUCCUCCUACCUUCAUUUCUCAUUACUUUUGACGAAUGUCUGUUCCUUCCUCUGUAAUUCAGAGUUGUUAAUACCACUACUAUUAUUAAUUGCUAUUAUAAUCAUUAUUGCUACUGUUGUUACUAUUACUACUACUGUUACUAAUGCAACUUAUUGCAAAAAUUAUAACUGCUGUCCAUUUUCAGGUACGUGUCUGUAAUACCAGACCCUUCCACACGAUGUCAGUGUGCUGUGGAGCAUUUUCAUUACAAAUCGAAAAUAAUGUUUGUUGACUUGUGUAUCUACAUCUAAUAUUAGGAAUAAUAAAACAUGGUUUAAUCAAAAUCA